This is a messenger RNA of Leptidea sinapis, 1785 nucleotides long. Its product is annotated as U3 small nucleolar RNA-associated protein 6 homolog. NCBI's taxonomy places the organism in Eukaryota, Metazoa, Arthropoda, Insecta, Lepidoptera, Pieridae. Gene Ontology annotation, biological process: maturation of SSU-rRNA from tricistronic rRNA transcript (SSU-rRNA, 5.8S rRNA, LSU-rRNA). The record is from RefSeq and is a predicted model, not a curated record. The coding region runs from base 68 to 1771 and encodes 567 amino acids. The transcript is spliced from 9 exons. Gene Ontology annotation, molecular function: snoRNA binding; protein binding. Gene Ontology annotation, cellular component: small-subunit processome; Pwp2p-containing subcomplex of 90S preribosome.
UGCGUUUAUACUCCCAUGCUCGUUUGUUUUGAAUUAACAGUUUUUUAGACGGUUCAAUUUAACCAAAAUGGCAGAACUAGUUAAUCAGCGUAUUGAAGCAACAAUAAAUGAACUCGAGCAAAUGAGAAGAACAGAACUGUAUGAUGAUGAGGAACUAAGAGAAAUAGCACGUAAGCGGAAAGAAUUUGAAUAUAGAAUUCAAAGAAGGUUAAAGGAAAAGGAUGAUUAUGUUCAAUACAUUGCUUAUGAAUUAGCUUUACUUGAAGAUAUAACAUAUAGAAGAAAACAAAUUAAGAUGCACGAAAAGCUAAAGGAUAUAGAAUAUGCAAUAGCUAAACGUUUGAAUAAAGUUUUCAAGCAGUUUAUAAUGAGAUACCAAGAUGAUGUGGAAAUUUAUUUUGAAUAUAUCAAGUUCUGUAAGGCUGUUAAAUUUGAUUUUGCUGCUGCAGCUAUUAUUGGUCAAAUGUUGCAGAUCCAUGGGGAUAAACCAAAAACAUGGCUGCUGGCUAGUUUAUAUGAAACUAAAGUUAAGAAUAGCAUAGAAACUUCCAGAAGUUUUUUACUUAAGGGGAUUCAUAGACAUCCAGAAUCCGAAGAGCUGUAUAGAAAUUUGUUUGAAGUUGAACUAAAACUUGCAUUUAGUGCUGAAACUGAUGAUGAAAAGGAUAAAUGUAUAAAAAGAGCUGAAGUUGUUUGGAGGAACGGAGUUAAAAAUAUCCCAGACUUGAAAUUUUUAUUCCAAAUUUGUGAUAUUGCAUUGACUUAUGACAAUGAGACUGUGAUGAAGUCUUUAAAAGAGGAAAUUUGGAGCAAAAGAGAUAACAAAGAUGUUUGGUCAUACAUUGCCAUGAAAGAGCUGCAAGGCUUUCAUUGGGAACAAAUAGAUGAUACUAUAGAUACCAAUCAUCUCAAUUUUUCAAAAGAAUUGAACAAUUUUGUAGUACUUUAUGAAAAAGCUUUGGAACAGUUUCCAGAUGAAAAGUUAUGUACUGAAUACAUUCAUAAGUUACUUGGCUUAAAUGACAGCAUUUGUACAGAUCUACAGAAGAUUGCUGUUGUAAAGCGAGCCUGGGAACAUGGGCAUGCAAACGGUUUACUGACAAAUGAUAUGUACUCUUUUGGAUUCACCUUUUUAAGAUUAGAAGAUGAAAUAAAAACAGAAGAAUUCAUGCAGAUACUCGAUACAGCCCUAGUAAAGAAUCCUAAGUCAAGAGUUUUAUGGGAAGAAAAACUGUUGCUUAGUAAAGACAAUGAAAAUGAGAUGCUUUCCAUACUGCAAGAUGCUGAUAAAACUCUGAGAGGGGAGGAUUUAAUUUAUCUUUGGAAUUUCAUGUUGGAUAAUAUUGAAUCAAAUGUUGUGUUUAGGAGUUGCUACAAGAAAUUCCAGGCAUGUGAAAAUGCAAUUGCCCUGUCAUUGAAGCCAAAAUUAUUACAGAAAAUGUAUGAACAUAAUGGAUUGAAGACUGCUAGGGAAGUUUAUGAAAAUUUUGUGAGAACACCUCCAACACAGAAGGAAUUGCAUAAAGUAAUGAUUAAUAUUGAGUUGGCACAAGAAAAACUAAGUUUAAAACAUGCAAGAAAAUAUUAUGAAUGUCUGGUCCAUCACCAUGGAAGUGACCAUGUAGAUGUUUGGCUGGAAUAUAUUAGUUUUGAAACAAAUAUGGGUAAUGUCUCGGCUAUAGCUUCAAUUCAUAGAAGAGCAAUUGCUCAGUUAAAAAAAGAUAUAGUUGAUGAUUUCAUAAAAGCCCAGGCUAUAACUAGAUUAAAAUAAUUUUGAGUAUUGAA